Messenger RNA from Rhipicephalus sanguineus (brown dog tick), 1044 nucleotides. It is a transcript of the gene Nubp2, whose product is annotated as cytosolic Fe-S cluster assembly factor NUBP2 homolog. The record is from RefSeq and is a predicted model, not a curated record. Gene Ontology annotation, molecular function: 4 iron, 4 sulfur cluster binding; ATP binding; ATP-dependent FeS chaperone activity. The coding region runs from base 53 to 862 and encodes 269 amino acids. Gene Ontology annotation, biological process: iron-sulfur cluster assembly. The transcript has 9 exons. NCBI's taxonomy places the organism in Eukaryota, Metazoa, Arthropoda, Arachnida, Ixodida, Ixodidae. Gene Ontology annotation, cellular component: cytosol.
UCACAGCUGAUUAGGCAUAUAUCUCUACCCAACCGGCGCAUUUUGUAAAAACAUGGAGGCUCACGUGGCUCAAACAGGCGACGGCGACCGCAUACUGGCCGGCGUACGUCAUGUCAUCUUGGUACUCUCCGGCAAAGGCGGUGUCGGCAAAAGCACCGUCGCUGUGGAGUUGGCGAUGACGCUGGUGUCAAUGGGCAAGAAGGUUGGCCUUUUGGAUGUGGACCUCUGUGGACCCAGCAUUCCAAAGAUGCUCAAUCUGGAUGGGCACAGUAUACACCAGUGCCCACAGGGGUGGGUUCCAGUAUACACAGAUGCCAGUCAACGACUAGCAGUGAUGUCCAUUGGGUUUCUGCUGUCUGACAAGAAUAACCCUAUCAUCUGGAGGGGGCCCAAGAAGCACGCCAUGAUCCGGCAGUUCCUGGCCGACGUCUGCUGGGGUGAGCUGGACUACCUGGUGGUCGACACGCCUCCAGGAACGUCAGAUGAGCACAUGUCAACAGUCGAGGUGUUACGUGGACUAAACCCCGAUGGUGCCAUCCUUGUCACGACACCACAGGCGCUGUCGGUGGCAGAUGUCCUGCGUGAAGUCACCUUCUGCAGGAAGACCGGGCUGCCCGUGCUUGGCAUCGUGGAGAACAUGAGUGGCUUCGUGUGUCCCAACUGUGCGGAAUGCAGCAACAUCUUCUCCAGCGGAGGCGGAGAGGAACUCGCCAAGAUGGUCAACGUUCCCUUUUUAGGCCGCAUCCCCUUGGAGCCAAGGCUCGCAGAAUGCAUGGAGCACGGUACCAACUUUAUGGACAAGUUUGCCGAUUCUUCCACGGCGGUGGCUUUCAAGGAAGUCGUGUUGAAGGUGGCAUCGUGAUUCAUGUCCAUGAAACCAGGGAGGUACAGCAGCCCAGACACCAUGCGAUGCAUCUAAAGAAACUUCACAAACGAUUCUUUUUACUAGCAAAAAGAGACCUCUGCGAAAUGUUGGAGAAGACAUCUUUCUGCCAUACUGUGCCUGUACCAUAGUGUAAAUACAGCUGCCUUUCAUAAACUGCA